AUGGUAAACUUAAGGGCUUUUUGCGAAUUUAGUAAAAUGCAAGGAACAAAAGCUGAAAUCGGAUUGAUUCCAGUUUACCCAACCUUAACUUUCCCAAAUCACUACUCAAUCAUCACCGGAUUAUACCCUGCUUAUCAUGGAAUCAUAUUAAACAGAUUCACUAAUCCAACUACAGGCGAUAACUUCACAACGAGAAGUCGUGAACCCAAAUGGUGGUUAGGCGAACCCAUAUGGGAGACCAUCGCGAACCAAGGGCUGAAAGCGGCAACAUAUUUCUGGCCUGGGUCCGAUAUAAAAAAGGGUUCUUGGGAUUGUCUUGUGAAUUUAUGUCCACCGUAUAACGCUUCAGUCCCGUUUAAAGAACGCGUCGAUACUUUUCUCCAUUAUUUCGAUUUUCCAAAUGAAGAAAUUCCUGCUUUCAUGGCGUUAUAUUUGGAGGACCAUGAUUCUCAAGGUUAUCUAGUUGGCCCUGAUGAUCCUCAAAUUACAGAAGCUGUUAGUCACAUCGAUGGGUUUAUUUAUUAA
Lactuca sativa (garden lettuce) is the source of this 525-nucleotide messenger RNA. NCBI's taxonomy places the organism in Eukaryota, Viridiplantae, Streptophyta, Magnoliopsida, Asterales, Asteraceae. The record is from RefSeq and is a predicted model, not a curated record.